This is a messenger RNA of Cervus elaphus (red deer), 2104 nucleotides long. It is a transcript of the gene TNFRSF4, whose product is annotated as TNF receptor superfamily member 4. NCBI's taxonomy places the organism in Eukaryota, Metazoa, Chordata, Mammalia, Artiodactyla, Cervidae. Gene Ontology annotation, molecular function: tumor necrosis factor receptor activity; protein binding. The record is from RefSeq and is a predicted model, not a curated record. Gene Ontology annotation, biological process: inflammatory response. Bases 1040 to 1879 code for a protein of 279 amino acids. The transcript has 7 exons.
GGUCGUCCUUUGUGCAUGUCUGUGCUCUGACCUCCUCUUACAUGGACACAAGCCACACUAGAUCAGGCCCACCUGUGACCCCACCACGCCAUCCUUGCCCCCUAAGAGGCCCCUUCUUCCAGUAUAAGCCUCAUGAGGGUCGGGCUUGCACGUGCGGGUUGUGGCCUGUGAAUUCAGCCCCUGACGCCUGCUGUGCUCAGGGACACGCAGCUGCUCUGUCACACCUGCACACGCCUGCACACCCAUGCCCAUGUUGGCGCUCACUGUGGGUACUGGUCAGGAGGGGCCUGGUCCAUCAGAACUGCUGGCAUUGGUUUGGGCUACUUUUGGACACUUGGGCCGGUGACCAUGCUCCAGAGCCCCCAGUACCACCUCCCCUCCCCCAUAGUUGAUGCCUGACCCCAUGUGCUGCCCUGGCUCACCCACGGACUCUGGGCACCCUUUGGUGAAGCGGAGGGUGAGGAUUGGCAUUAGUGCGGCUGCGCCACCCCCACCCCCACCCCCACUUCUCCUGAGGGUUCGGCCCUGCAGAGAGAGUGGGUGUCUAGAAGCAGCAAGCCACGUGAAGGCAUCCCAAGACCAUUCUGGUCCGGGCAGCUUGGCUAGGCCAGGCAGGGCAGGGGGGCAGCCAAGAUGCCUGGCCGAAAGGGCUCUGGCUGCACUUUACCGUGAGACAGGAGUGAGAGUGUCCUGUGGUGGGUGCAGACCAGCUGGACUGGAGAACUGGCCUGGCCCUGGCAGGGCUGGGGGAGCUGCAGGUCCCCCUCGGGCCCUGGGUCUACACACCACAGCUGCUGGCUGGGCUGAGCUGAGGCCUAUGGGUAUUGUUGCGGGGUCGGGGCCCCUGGGCCCCAGGGCCAGAAAAGAAGGCUGGGAGUGGGCUUCCCAGACUAGCUGCCUUCCAGCGCUUCCUGGGGCCCUCCUAGUCCCCUCCUCGCCCUCCCCACCCCUCCCCCGCAGCCCUUAUAGCCACUUCCUGCAAGGAAAAACCCCAGACUCCCAGAGCCUCGGAGCUGAGAGGAGCUGAGAGGAGCUGAGAAUGUGCGUGGGGACCCAGCCGCCCAGGGCGCCGGGCUCAGCCCUCCUGCUCCUUGGGCUCGUGCUGGGUGCUGCGGCCCAGCCCCGCUGUCCUGGGGACACCUACCCCAGUGGCAACAGGUGCUGCAAAGAGUGCCAGCCAGCAGGUUAUGGGAUGGAAAGCCGCUGUACCCAUGACCGGGACACAGUGUGCCGCCCGUGUAAGCCCGGCUACUACAACGAGGCCGUCAACUACGAGCCCUGCAAGCCCUGCACCCAGUGCAGCCAGAGAAGCGGGAGUGAACCCAAGCAGAGAUGCACACCAACCAGAGACACGGUCUGUGGCUGCAGGCCGGGCAGCCAGCCCCAGGACAGCUACGGCUACAAGCGUGGAGUUGACUGUGCCCCGUGCCCACCAGGACACUUCUCCCCAGGCAAUGACCAGGCCUGCCAGCCCUGGACCAACUGCACCUUGUUAGGAAAGCGAACACUGCGGGCGGCCAAUAGCAGCUCUGACGCCAUCUGUGAGGACAGGAGCCCCCCGGCCACACCACCGUGGGAGACCCAGGGCCCCCCAGUCCAGUCCACUACUGCCAAGCCCACCACCUCCUGGUCUAAGGCCUCACAGGGGCCAUCCAUGCCCCACACAGAGACCCCCAAGGCCCCUGAGCUGUCCGCUGUCCUGGGCCUCGGCUUGGGCCUGGGCCUCCUUGCCCCUGUGGCUGCCACGUUGGCCCUGCUCCUCCACCACAGGGCCUGGAGGCUGCUGACCAACACCCCCAAGCCCCCAGGGGGAAACAGCUUCCGGACCCCUAUCCAAGAGGAGCACACUGAUGCCAACUCCAGCCUGGCCAAGAUCUGAGCAACGUCUCCUGGGGUGGGAGCCGGUGACCCCUCCCCAGGCUGGGGCCCCAGAGGGGCAGUGGGGGCCCCCAGGUGCAGGCUGCCCCCGUGUCACCCCUGCACGUGGUGCCCUGACCCCUGCCCUGUGCCGUUUUAGGUGCUCCUGGGCUGGCCCUGGGCUCUGCUACGUAUGCUGUGCAUACUCCCCGCCCAGGGUGGGCCCCCAAUAAACGACGCUGGCAGA